This is a messenger RNA of Physella acuta, 1892 nucleotides long. RefSeq names its product G patch domain and ankyrin repeat-containing protein 1. Lineage: Eukaryota; Metazoa; Mollusca; Gastropoda; Physidae. Gene Ontology annotation, molecular function: nucleic acid binding; protein binding. The record is from RefSeq and is a predicted model, not a curated record.
UGAUAACAAAUCAAUGUCCUGACGACGUUGUUACAAAUACGUUUUCUGUUGUGAUUGGCCUUCAAGACUAAAAUAAAUGGCGGGUGUGGAUCCAUCGUUCCACAACCUCAUCCAUUUUGUUCCAGAAAACUUAAAAGACUCCAAAAGUAAGAACAAACCAAGAGAGAGUAAAAGUGCCUAUACAGGAGAGGACAUUAAAACUUUUUAUGAAUCACUCAUCAAAGAGGAACCAUUGAAACAUUCUUCUGUUCAAGAAUGCACAAAUAAAAACAAAAGCAGCAAAAGUGCAAAGAAAAAGAAAAUUUCAGAGAAAUCAGAUUGUUGUGCAAAAACAGCCACCACUGAAACAAACAAUUCAAACAGCCAAUCAACUGUUAUCAGCAAAAUUAGAACUGAAAGAAAAUACAACAAAUUGUUGCAGGCAGCACAGAUAGGAGAUUUAGAACAAAUUAAAGAGCUGUUAGCUCAAGGUCUCAAUAUCAACUACACAGAUUUCUACGGCUGGACACCUUUGAUGUGCGCAGCUAAAGAAGGCCAUGAAGAGAUUGUACAUUUCUUAUUAGAACAGAAAGCAGAUCUAACAUUAUGCAACUCUGAAGGUCAGACAGCCUCAGAGUUAGCAGAAAUCUCUGGAUUUGAGAUGUUAGCAAAAGAGAUUCAUCAAUUUGUGCCUAUAGAAAAUACCAAUGUACAUUAUACUCAUUCAUCAAAAAACACUGCACAUGCAACUUAUUUUUGUUCUGUUUGUAAUUUACAAGUGUUAGACAGGCGCUCUCAUGAAACAUCUACAAUACAUCUCUUCAACUGUAAGCAUGAACCCAAAGGCCCUUCAUACCUUAUACCUGAGACAAACAGAGGAUUUCAAAUGCUGUUAAGAUCAGGUUGGAAUAAAAGUCAGGGCUUGGGAUUGAAAGGUGAUGGUACGAAGUACCCUGUAAAAACUGUUCUAAAGCGAGACAGGCUGGGUCUAGGUGGUUCUAGAGACAAUGGUAAAAGUGCUAGAAUUACACACUUUGAUCCUUGUGAUCAGUCUGCUGUUCAGAGCCCAAAUUUUAACUUAAAGAGAAUAAUGACUGCAAAAACAGCUUCACGUUAUGCAAGUAAAAGGAAAGAAAGGAAAGAGAAAUUCUUAGAACAGAAGCUACGAAGGCAAUUUAAUUGUGAUUUCUAAAGUUGGAAUGCACUUGUUUAUGUUAUUUUAAUCUUACUUUUGUAGAGAUUCAAGAUUCAUAUUUUAUAAGGAACACAUGUGUUUAUGUUAUGUUGAUUAAUCUCCCUUUUGUAGAGAUUCAAGAUUCAUAUUUCUUAAGGGACGAUCUAUUAUUACAUUUACUUUUAGGGUUAAGGGUUAAGUUCUAUUUUCAUGUGACCAUAUUCAAUUUAACAUCAUAAGGUUAUUUGCCAUCAGUGUGAAACUUCAAUUAUCCUGUAAACAAAAUGUUUAAAUUAGACAGGCAGUGUUUAUGUUUAUUUUUUCUCAGUUAACUUACUUGAUCUCAUCAGGCUAAAACUCUUUUUGUGGACUGUAUUAUGUUCCUGUGUCUACCUUUGUGUCUACUUUUGGCCUUAACAAACCAUUAAGUCAAUAUUACUAUAUCAGAAACAAUUCCCACUUCCAGCCCUCUAUGAUAAGUUCCACAGUUUAAAUUUAUACAUAGGUAAACAGCAUAAAGUUUGGUGUUCAACCUUAUAACUACAUUCAUGUUAAAUUUAACCUGCUAAUGUACAAAAGAUAUGAACUGCCCCAACUGAGUGGUGCUUAACCUGUCACCCUGUACUUAACAUUAUGCCUUCUGUUAUUCAGUCAAAACUUUUCCAAACAUGAGUCUGUUUUACAUUUUAGAUGCAGGACCUGUAGAAGAUGUGUAGCCUUAUUCAGAAUACUUCUAAAG